AUGUCAGGAAAAGCCCUUAGUAAUAAAAACGCCAUCAACUUCUUUCCUGGCCACCCUUCGCCGCGCCUCUUGCCUCGUAAACAGAUUCUUCAGGCCUCGACUAAUGUGCUUUUUCCUUCAGAUGACUCACCAAUAAACAACAAGACUUAUUUGGAUGGGUUACAACGUGAUCCCCUCAGUUACGGCACUGAUGAAGGGUCACUUUGGGUUCGUGAAGCCAUUGCUGCGUGGACCAAUAAGAAAUUCCACAUUUCUGGCCAACUGGGACAAGUGGAACCGGAGUUCAUUAACCUCACCAACGGAGCGUCUUACGGGGUCCUCAAUGCCCUUUUACAAACCACGUUGGCUCAUACCGGGUACACCAGGCAAGCGUUCAUCACUUCCCCAUGUUAUUAUUUGAUCAAUGAUUGUUUCAUCGAUGCAGGGUUCAAGGGGAAAAUCACCGCGGUGGAGGAAGGCCAUGACGGUCAACUUGAUUUACAAUUUUUGGAACACCAAUUACAACUCCACGAGGCGGCACAAAACUCAUCACCGGAACUGACCCUCGAGAUUAUCAAUAGUGAUAAAGAUGCCAGAGCCUGGAAGAAAAUUUACAAGUACGUGAUUUGGUGUGUGCCAACCUUCUCGAACCCUGGAGGAAUGUCGAUGUCAUUGGAUAAUCGGAUGAAAUUGCUCGAAUUGGCGAGAAAAUACGAUAUGUUGAUCAUUUCUGAUGACGUUUAUGAUCUUCUUGAUUAUCGGGCCACUGCUCAACCACCAUUACCAAGAUUCGAUAUCCUCGAUCGUCAAACCUUACCCAACGGUGAUGACGAUGAUAAUGAUGGGUACGGUAAUGUGAUUUCCAACGUGUCAUUUUCCAAAUUGGUGGCUCCUGGUCUUAGAUUCGGGUGUCAAGUUACCGCCACCCAUAAGUUGAGUUAUCAAUUAUCCCAAGGCGGGGCCAACACCAGUGGGGGUACCCCAUCGCAAUUCAACGCCAAUAUCACCGGGAAUUUGAUGAUCACCGGGGAAUUGGAUAAGAUCAUUGAGAAUUUCCAAAAAGUCUACGGAGAAAGAUCACAAAUUAUGGUGGAGAGUAUCAAGAAAUAUUUACCCGCCGAUUGUAUCUUACAAGGUGGGGAAGGUGGGUAUUUCAUGUGGCUUACGUUCCCGGAUUCUUUAAAUUGUAAGAAAGUUUGUGAAGAAGCUAAGCGCAGAGGGGUGAAUUUGGCCAACGGUGAUAACUUCGAGGUCGAUGCUAAUCGUAAAGGAUGGGGUACCACCAGCGUGAGAUUAUCGAUCAGUUUCUUAGAAAAAGAAGAUAUUGCUCAAGGGAUCAAGAUCUUGGGUGAAGUAUGUCAUGAUUUGUUAAAAUGA
Molecule: messenger RNA, 1356 nt
Organism: Saccharomycopsis crataegensis
Lineage: Eukaryota; Fungi; Ascomycota; Saccharomycetes; Ascoideales; Saccharomycopsidaceae
Product: 2-aminoadipate transaminase
Exons: 1
Coding region: 1-1356 (451 amino acids)
Biological process (GO): biosynthetic process
Molecular function (GO): L-2-aminoadipate:2-oxoglutarate transaminase activity; pyridoxal phosphate binding
Source: RefSeq, a predicted model, not a curated record